Molecule: messenger RNA, 2426 nt
Organism: Sardina pilchardus (European sardine)
Lineage: Eukaryota; Metazoa; Chordata; Actinopteri; Clupeiformes; Clupeidae
Gene: sigmar1
Product: sigma non-opioid intracellular receptor 1
Exons: 4
Coding region: 1010-1678 (222 amino acids)
Cellular component (GO): endoplasmic reticulum
Source: RefSeq, a predicted model, not a curated record
CCAGCAGAGCGAUGUCAAAAGUGUUGAGACAGCAGAGGAAAUGAAAAUAUAUAUUUUUUCAGCAUGUACAAUGUAACUCGGGUUAAAGAUAUAGGCUAUAGCAUAUCGGGGAGGAAGCUCUAUAAUUAACAUGAGCUUUACAACCUGGUCACAUGAACUUUGAGUCCGAUCCACACAUGCAUUUAACUUAGCUGACAACAAUAUAGCAAAAGCUUGUGGUUUAACAUGCAAUGCAGAUACGGCAACAUUGUGACAGCGCUACCUUUGGGAUCAAACACGAGUUUGUUGUCAUUGUCCAUUGCACCAUCAGGUUAAUCUAUCCCCGACUAAUUCUUAUCACGGCUAAAGUUUAAACUGGAAUCACAAUGCUUCCUGAUUUAUCAAUUAUGGUGUGUAGUUCAUUGGUCAUCCUCGCACUGGCGCGGUAUGGCCACCAUAGAAAGACUGGAAAUAACUUCUAGAUAGUAAAGACUGCGUUAAGAAGACGCAGACACGUGGUUCAGCAGUUGUUUAUUCGUUGUUUCGCCAGAGACACUUUUAUAUCUUUAAAAAGACUUUGGUUUCGCCCAGUUAGCGCUUUAAAUGCGGCUGGGUUUGGUUCAGAUUUUGAAUAGAAAUAUUAUAUAGUUGAACGUUUGAUCAGUUUAAUAGAAUACAGUUUUUAAGUUUGGUUUCUGUAUCUGAAGAGAAACACCUUGGAACUUUGAAGACAUUAUGUUCUGCACAUUUAUAUACCCAAGAUGAUGCACAUGAAGUUAACAUCUGUGAACUACUUUCUUCGGGGUUUUCAUUGGCUUAAAGGCAAUAUUUGCUAAUUUCCUAUUGGUCAAAAUAGGCUCCAAGUUUUACAUCAAACCAUGCUAGUCGGAAUUAGCUUUUCAACAGUCUUAGCAAACCAUGGGGGACUGAAUGAAAUGCGAUUCAGUCUGUAGCAGAGCCAGGUGGUACAGUGUUUUAUGUUAAAGUUUUUUUGUAUUUCGUCCGUAUUGAGUCCGUGUUGAGCUCAACAAUGUCUUUGACUAACAAAAUUUUAAAACUUAUCGUGGCAAGUGGAGUUUUAUUUUUGGUUGUACAGUACUUGCGAUAUUGGAUGGUAAACAAACAGUAUGUGUUCAACAAGGACGAUAUAGCUAACUUGGCUAAACAGUAUGCGGGUCAGGAUCAUGAGCAGGCGUUUGCCAAAGUGGUGGUGGAGCUUCGUAAGAAGUACCCAGGUCACAUCCUGGAUGAUGAGGACCUCCAGUGGGUGUUUGUGAAUGCCGGUGGCUGGAUGGGAUCCAUGUGUCUCCUCCACGCCUCUGUAACCGAAUACGUCCUGCUCUUCGGAACAGCAGUGGACACAGGUGGACACUCGGGCCGUUACUGGGCAGAGAUAUCAGACACCAUCAUCUCUGGGACAUUUAGGCAGUGGAAAGAAGGAACCACGAAAAGUGAGAUGUAUUAUCCCGGCGAUACGAUCGUGCACGAGGUGGGCGAGGCGACGUCCGUGCAGUGGAGUGCCGGCACGUGGAUGGUGGAGUACGGCCGAGGCUUCAUCCCGUCCACGCUGGGCUUCGCUCUGGCCGAUACGGCCUUCAGCACGCAGGACUUCCUGACGUUCUUCUACACAGCCAGGGUCUACAUGAAGGGCUUGCUCCUGGAGGCGAACACCUUCCUCACAGAGGCUGGCAUCUUCUGACCAAACAGAUCUUAACAGUCCCUCCUCUCUCUGUCUCUCUCUCUCUCCCUCUCUCUCUCUCUCUCAAUCUAUCUAUCUUUUUAUCCCUCUCUCUCUGUUGUCUGUGUUCUGAAUCUGUCCUACAUGGGUUAGGCUAACUGUGAAGCACUUUUGAUGACUGGUAAAAGAUGUCCUAGGCCUGCAAAGGCCAGCCAGACAGGCUGUGAUGCAAACUGAACAUUUUAAUACUGACUAAUCAACCUGUCCACAACUCGGUUCCAGUCUACAACUACAGCCACUGGCUAUUCCCUUUUUCUGUUUACAGUCUACACGGUUUUGUUCUCAUUAAGAAUGUGAUAUGAGAUCUAGAACUUGGGUAGUGUCAUGACAGACUGUCAUGUGCAUGCACUCUGAGAAAAUUGGAACUGACGUGCAAGCCAGGCAUACAGUGGUCUUUUUUUCCCCCAUGUUAUGAUUUCAGUUGGUGUAGGAAUAUUUCUUCGGUUUGAUUAAUCACUUACUGGUCCAGAAAGUACUGUGAAUUUAAUUAGUUAUCAUUCACAGAUGCACUGCCCUAUAAAUCUGUCGGUUUAGAGUUAUGGGUGUGUCAAUAUCUUUGUUAAUGUCAUGUUUGAUACUGUAAUUGCCCAUGCUAUUGUCUUCAUGAACUACAAAGCUGUACUGUAAACAUGAAGUCAGUCCUGCAUGCUCCCUCCACCCAGUUGGUAAUGUUUGAAACGUUCUGUCUAAUAAAUGCAACUGCACUACA